AUGUCAUAUUCGAGCUCUCAAAUAAGCGAUUCAGUAGCGCCUUACCGAGAUAUUCGUCGUGUUCGAUUUGGAAUCUUGUCUCCAGUUGAAAUAUUACGAAUGUCAGUAACAGAUAAACCUAUUAUACAUCCAGAAUUAUUUGAAAGAGGUACACGAAAACCAAAACUUCAAGGUCUAUCCGAUCCACGACAGGGACCAGUGGAUCGACAUUCGAAAUGUUUGACUUGUGCAGGAUCUUAUACCGAAUGUUCAGGACAUUUCGGCCAUAUAAAAUUGGUUAAACCUGUUUACCACGUCGGUUUUCUAGCAAAGAUAUUGAAAAUAUUACGAUGCAUUUGUUUUCGUUGUGGGAAACUAUUAAUUGAUCCAAACGAUCCGAAACUUCUACAGAUCGUUAAAAAUACAAAAAAUCAACGUCAUCGACGCUUAGAAUGGAUAGUUGCAGCAUGCAAAAGUAGAAAAAGAUGUCAAGGCUCAAAUUCGAUUCUCGAAGAAAUCAAUGAACUUGACAAUCAAUUUACAAAUCAUUCCAAUGGUUGUGGACAACUACAGCCAACUUAUCGCCGAUCAGGCGUAGGAAUAAUAAUGAAGUUGAAAGGAAGCGAUAACGAAAACCAAACAGAUGGCACACGAUUAACACCUGCACACGUUCUGGAAAUUUUUAAAUUAAUUCCUGAUUCUAUAUGUCGGAUACUUGGUAUGGAUCCUCAACACUCGCGGCCUGAGUGGAUGAUUUUGACUGUCAUACCAGUUCCCCCUCCAUGUGUUCGACCAUCCGUAUUGAUAUUUGGCGAAUCAUCUGCUCAAGAUGAUUUAACAUAUAUUUUGGCAAACAUUAUCAAAGCAAAUAAUAUUUUGCACGAAGACGAACAAAAUGGCGUCUCUUCGCAUAUCAUCGAUGAGCAUUGGACAUAUUUGCAAUAUUGUUGUGCAACAUUGAUCAACAAUGACAUUUCGGACAUACCGAAAAUGGCCCAUAAGACUGGUCGACCUUUGAAAUCAUUGUCAGAACGACUGAAAGGCAAAGAAGGUCGAAUUCGUAGUAAUCUAAUGGGCAAACGAGUAGAUUUCAGCGCACGAAGUGUCAUAACAGCUGAUCCUAACUUAGCCAUUGAUCAAGUUGGUGUACCGAAAUCGAUUGCGCAAAAUUUAACCGUUCCAGAAAUUGUCAAUCCGUUCAAUAGAGAAUGGCUACAGGAAAUGGUUUCAAGUCGCACCGCUAAAUAUAUUAUUCUUGAAAAUGGAGAUCGAAUUGAUUUGGGAGUUCGUACUUCUGAUAUCUCAUUACGCUGCGGAUGUAUUGUCGAGCGACCAAUGAUGGAUGAUGAUCUUGUUGUUUUCAAUCGACAGCCGUCGUUGCAUAAAAUGUCCAUGAUGGCACAUCGCGUGAAACUUUUGCCAUGGUCCACGUUUCGAUUGAAUUUAUCAGUUACAACCCCGUACAAUGCUGAUUUUGAUGGUGACGAAAUGAACCUUCAUUUGCCACAAUCACUAGAAGCUAAAGCUGAACUAUCCGAAUUAAUGACGGUUCCGCGCCUUCUCAUUACACCACAAUCUAAUCGACCAGUAAUGGGUAUUGUUCAGGAUUCAUUAACAGGUGUAACAAAAAUGACACGUCGUGAUGUCUUCAUUGAUAAAAGUGAUUUGAUGAACUUGCUCAUGCUUAUACCAUCAUGGGACGGUAAAAUUCCACAACCAGCUAUUCUUAAACCUAAAUCAUUGUGGACCGGAAAGCAACUUAUUUCGCUAUUACUUCCACGAGAGGUGAAUUGCGUUCGUACGUAUUCUGAGAGCGGACGUUUCGACUGGCUUUCGUCAAGCGAUACAGACAUAUUAGUUGAAAAUGGACGACUGCUCUCUGGUAUUUUAUGUAAACGAACACUAGGGGCAAGUGCAGGUUCGUUCGGACAUAUUAUCUUUAUGGAAUGUGGUUACAAAAUAGCCGGCGAGUUUUAUUCAUCGAUUCAAGUUUUAGUCAAUAACUGGUUACUGCUCGAAGGACAUUCUGUUGGUAUAACUGAUGCAGUUAUUGACGAACCUACUACGAAGAUGAUUCAAGAACAAGUCCAACAAAAUGAAUAUAGAGUACAACAAUUGAUUGAAGACAUUCGUAGCGGCCAAAUACCAUCAAAUUUGUCAUCGCGACGUCUAUUUGAAAAAGAGAUCAAUCGAAGUUUGAAUGAUGUGAAAGAUAAAGUUGGAUCACUUGCUCAGCAAUCGUUAUCGGAUUUCAAUCAAUUCAAAGCAAUGGUUACUAGUGGAGCCAAAGGUUCACCGAUUAAUAUCGCUCAAAUCAUUGCUUGUGUUGGCCAGCAAAACGUUGAAGGGAAACGCAUUCCAUUCGGUUUUCAACAACGUUCGCUACCACACUUCUUCAAAGAAGAUCAUGGCCCGAGAGCGCGUGGAUUUGUUGCAAAAUCCUAUUUGCAAGGUCUGACGCCUACAGAGUUCUUCUUUCAUGCCAUGGGCGGUCGAGAAGGAGUUAUCGAUACGGCUAUUAAAACAGCCGAAACCGGUUACAUUCAACGUCGUCUAGUUAAAACCAUGGAAUCGGUCAUGGUCAAAUACGAUGGAACAGUUCGGAAUCAGCAUGAACAGGUGAUUCAGUUCAUUUACGGCGAAGAUGGUCUAGCCGGAGAACAUGUUGAGUUUCAAAAAAUCAUCUCAUUGAAACCAUCUGAUAGUGUCUUUAAAGACCUAUGCAAAUUUGAUUUACCUGAUAAUGCGCAAGAUUUACAUGAAUUUUUAAACUCUCAUGUUAUCAAUGAUCUGUUCUCUAACGAUCAAUCUUUACAAAUCUUGGACAACGAAUGGAAUCAAUUAUGCCAGGACCGGCAACAUCUCCGAGAAUUAUUUCUCCAUGGUAUUAACUCACAAUUGAUUUUACCAUGUAAUAUAGACCGAUUGAUUUAUAAUGCACAAAAACUAUUCCACAUUUCUAAACGAACAAAAUCGGACCUUUCGCCAAUCAAAAUUAUCGAUGACUUAAAAAAUUUAAUUCAACGUUUGACCGUCGUCAAAGGUGCCGAUUCACUUUCACAAGAGGCUCAACAAAAUGCCAUUUUGUUGAUAAGUACUCUUCUUCGAUCAUCUCUUUGCUCACAGCAAGUUCUCAAAAACCAUCAUCUAACUAGCGAGGCUUUUGAUUGGCUGUGCGGUGAAAUCGAAACGCGUUUUCAACAAGCACAAGUUCAUCCAGGUGAGUGUGUGGGUGCACUCGCAGCACAAUCGCUUGGUGAACCAGCAACUCAAAUGACGUUAAAUACGUUCCAUUACGCUGGUGUCUCAGCAAAAAAUGUGACACUUGGUGUUCCUCGUCUUCGAGAAAUCAUCGGUGUUUCGAAAAAACCUAGAACACCCUCGAUGACUAUUUUUUUUAGUGAAGAAGUUGAAAAAGAUGUCGAGAAUUGUUUGGAAGUCUUAUCGAAUCUUGAGUGCUGUUACCUGAAGAAUAUCACUGUUAGCUCAAGUAUUUAUUAUGAUCCUGACCCAGCAAUUACCGUCAUUGAAAAAGAUCAAGAAUGGACGAGCAUUUAUCAUGAAUUAGCCACUGAAAAUCAUUCGCAGAGAUCUCCGUGGCUACUACGCAUUGAACUGAACCGACAGAAAAUGCAUCAGAAGAAAUUAACAACGGAGCAAAUUGCUGAAACAGUUACAGGCGCUCUUAACGGCUAUUACCACGUGAUUUACAAUGAUGACAAUUCAGAUGUACCUGUUCUACAUGUCAGACUUACUAGUUUAAUGAAAGAUCUUAUUGAUGAAGACAAUACGUCGGGAGAAAAUGGGAUUGAUAAAAUAGAUGAAGAUACUAAUCUUCAAUUGCUCAAUAGAGAAAUAUUACCGAGUUUAUUACUGAAAGGAUUUUCAUCAAUAUCGAAAGUAAAUCUCGUUGAAACAAAAGCGUUUCUCUCGAACACUUCAAAACAACGAUAUACUAUUUCGGAUAAAGGAUGUAUUGAAACAAUUGAUGAAUAUUGUGUUGUCACAGAUGGCUCUGCACUUCAAAAGGUUCUUGGCACAAAAUACAUUGAUCAUCGCCGAACGUUUACAAAUGACCUGGUCGAAAUUUUCGAAGUUCUUGGCAUCGAAGCUGCACGCUCAGCAACUCAAUAUGAAUUAAAGCAAGUGAUGUCAUUCGAUGGGGCUUAUGUCAAUGCCCGUCAUAUAUCUCUACUAUGUGAUAUUAUGACAACAAGAGGACAAUUAAUAUCAGCCACACGCCAUGGAAUUAAUCGACAAGGUCUUAGUCCAAUUAUGAGAUCAACCUUUGAAGAAACUGUCAGCAUUCUUAUUCAAGCAGCAGCACAUGCCGAACUUGAUCCAUUAAGAGGCGUUUCAGAGAAUAUUAUGCUUGGUCAAUUGGCUAAAAUAGGCACAGGCGCAUUUGAUGUUUUCCUAGACGUAAGAAAGUGCAAUUCAGCAAUGGAAGUACCCAGCACAAAUAUCGAUACAUUUCAACCAGUCACGAACCAAUUUUUGAUUGCUAACACACCGUGGACAGAAUCAAUAGCCACUCCAGCAUAUCAAAUAACUGAUUCUUCAACUAGAACAGCAUCUACACUAAACAUAAAUUAUCGGCACUCUCCAUCAUCGCCCAGUUAUACAUCAUUUCAAUCACCAAAUUCUUCGACAACACCGUCUUUCUACCGUCCUAUCAAUCCAUCGUAUACUUCAGUAACUAGCCCGGCUUAUUCAACCGGUCUAACGUCGCCAUUCUAUGAAUCGAGUAGUCCAGCAUACCAUCCAACGACUCCUGUAUACAGAUCAUCUCAAUCAAAUCCACCUUAUUCACCGAUGUACUCACCGACGUCGCCGCGAAUUAGCUAUUCAACUGCAACGUCACCAAUGUAUUCACCAACAUCACCACAAAUGUAUAGUCAAACGUCACCCAUUUACCGACCCAAUGUCGCUUCGCCUCUUUAUCCACAAUCGCCAAACUACACACUUCUAUCGAAUUCUUUUACUUUAAUUACAUAUGAAUCGAUUAGAAACAACGAGAAUUAUUUCAAUUUUACACAUUUGCAUGCUGCUUUCAAUCGUAGUACGAGCACAGCAGCAGCACCAAGACUGUGUAUUCUUGUACGUACAUAUGGUUCACAAAUUGGAUAUUUACCUGUUCUAGUUCUCUCGUUAUUUCAUUCACAUCUUGAAAAUGACCGUAUCUUGGUAAUAAACACGGAUAAUCGCACUGAUAUCCAACUUCUUAAUGAUACAAUUCGUUUUGUUAACACUUUAGUUGCUCGUGAAGAUUACGUUACUCUUCUUGAUUAUGGUUUACUUUCAGUUGGAGCAGACUUUGGAUAUUAUAUGACGGAUCACGUAUUGACAUAUCUGUACAACUCUUCUAAAUGGGACUGUCAAUAUAUUACUUUUACGAACGGUGAUAAUUUCUAUUCUCGAGUAUUUGGUAGUAAAAUUAUUCCGCAUAUGAAAGGUGGUAUGGAUAUUAUUGCAUGGGGAUUCGUAUCACACCAUUCUUGGCCUGAAUUUCAAGAGAUGACUGUUACUAAACAUCGUAGUGUACCGCAGAUUUUCGACGAUGGGAGUAAUAAGUGUAUCAGCGUGUCACUGAAAAGCUCUCGAGCUGAUUUAGGCGCAGCGGCAUAUCGAUUGACGUUCUUGAAACGACAUCAUCUGUUUUUUCGGGAUCUUCAUGGAAAAUACAGCUUGAAUUCUGAUGGAAUGUUUAUUCAAAGAGCAGCGAUGCUGACUAAUUCAUCUGUUCUACUUCGACAAACUUUAUUUGUGCAUCAAUGA
Molecule: messenger RNA, 5757 nt
Organism: Adineta ricciae
Lineage: Eukaryota; Metazoa; Rotifera; Eurotatoria; Adinetida; Adinetidae
Source: the annotation of a GenBank genome assembly